GCGCUGCCAGUGGACAAUCAGACCCGCACACCCACCUCCACACACGCUCGCAUUUCUCAUUUUGUUACUUCUACUCCAAAUUACAUCGCUGAGGCUUGGUGGCGCGGAGGAAAGAAAAAAAGCAGCAGAGAGAAUAGUUUGAAGUCCACGCCGCAGCGAGGCAGCGAACCACCACAUCCGACAUGGAGUCCCCGCCUGAUCCAGCGAGCGACCCGGGCAACAGCGCCUCGGAGCCGGCUACCCCGGUCAGGGAAAGCCCGGUAAGCCUGGAGACGCUCCGGAAAGCGGACCAUCCAGCCCCGGUUCGAAGGCAAACCUGCUCGAGCACCAAUAGAGGUAUCUCGGUAACCAAGAAGACACACACAUCUCAAAUCGAAAUAAUUCCCUGCAAGAUCUGUGGAGACAAAUCAUCAGGCAUCCAUUACGGUGUGAUAACAUGCGAAGGCUGUAAGGGCUUCUUCAGGAGGAGUCAGCAGAGCAAUGCGGCCUACUCCUGCCCCCGUCAGAAGAACUGCCUGAUCGACCGCACCAGCCGCAACCGCUGCCAGCACUGCCGGCUUCAGAAGUGCCUGGCGGUGGGCAUGUCACGGGAUGCGGUGAAGUUUGGACGCAUGUCCAAGAAGCAGCGAGACAGCCUCUACGCCGAGGUCCAGAAGCAUCGGCUCCAGCAGCAACAGCGGGACCACCAACAGCAACCCGGGGAGGCGGAGCCUCUCACACCUAGCUACGGCCUCUCGGCCAACGGCCUGACGGAGCUCCACGACGACCUCGGCGGCUACAUGGACGGCCACACCCCCGACGGAACCAAACCGGACUCGGCUAUCAGCAGCUUCUACCUGGACAUCCAGCCCUCCCCGGACCAAUCCGGCCUGGACAUCAACGGCAUCAAGCCCGAGCCCAUCUGCGACUUUGCUCCCGGAUCUGGCUUCUUCCCUUACUGCUCCUUCACCAACGGAGAAACCUCCCCUACCGUGUCCAUGGCAGAACUAGAGCACUUGGCCCAGAAUAUCUCCAAAUCACACAUGGAGACAUGUCAGUACCUGAGAGAGGAGCUUCAGCAGAUGACCUGGCAAGCCUUCCUCCAGGAGGAGGUGGAGAGCUACCAGAGCAAGCCGCGGGAAGUCAUGUGGCAGCUGUGCGCUAUCAAAAUAACAGAGGCCAUUCAGUAUGUGGUGGAGUUCGCCAAGCGCAUCGAUGGCUUCAUGGAGCUGUGUCAGAACGAUCAGAUAGUGCUGCUCAAAGCAGGCUCUUUGGAAGUUGUGUUUGUCAGAAUGUGUCGUGCCUUUGACUCGCAAAACAACACGGUGUAUUUUGACGGAAAGUACGCCGGGCCAGAUGUGUUUAAGUCAUUAGGCUGUGACGACUUGAUCAGCUCCGUCUUCGAGUUUGGGAAAAACUUGUGUUCGAUGCACCUGUCUGAGGAUGAGAUCGCCCUGUUCUCCGCCUUUGUGUUGAUGUCUGCUGACCGAUCCUGGCUCCAGGAAAAGGUGAAGGUGGAGAAACUCCAGCAGAAGAUCCAGUUGGCUCUCCAGCACGUCCUGCAGAAGAACCACAGAGAGGACGGAAUUCUUACAAAGUUGAUAUGCAAAGUGUCGACACUGCGGGCGCUGUGCAGUAGGCAUACAGAGAAGCUCACGGCUUUCAAAGCAAUAUACCCAGACAUUGUGCGUGCCCACUUCCCCCCUUUAUAUAAGGAGCUGUUUGGAUCAGACUUUGAGCAGUCCAUGCCCGUUGACGGGUAGCGGCCCUGCCAGGUGCCAGCGCGCCCGCCAGCGCACCCUAGGGGAAUGUGGAGGAGGAAUCUGAGACACUUUAUAUCGGUGCCCCGCACAAACCGGAGUGGACAAGAUGGCACGCUGCUCAACAUCUUCUUUUUCAUCCAAGAGUAAGGCUGGUGGAGUUGCUUCUCAAGGUUUUACUUCUUUGGAAGACUUUUGGGGAGGGGGGGGGGGCCAACAUGAGGACAAACCAUUUCUGCCCCGUUUGAACUUGACCAUUUUUUGCGCAUUUUAAAAUGAUGGAUGUCAAUCAUGAGUUCAUUUACCGGGAUUUAGUUGAACGAUAUCGUUUGACUUGAAAUUGUGUAAAUCCUUCAUUUUGAUGUUUCAAUUUUUUUUAUUAGACACUGAAACCUGCAAUAAUUGUCCCACACGUUUAAAAGUGAAAUGCGCACAAUUUGGUCACGUUCUGCUUUUUUGUGGGGGGGGGUUGUUUUCCUUUCUCGUAUUCAGUCGUAUCUUUUGGACGCAAACUCGCAGCAACUCGGAGGAAGGGGGGGUCUGUCGACACGUUGAUGCAAUCGGCACCUCUCUGUGGACAAUCGUUUGAAGAUCUGAGAGAGGGGGGAAAAAAUAGAAUUCUGGUAAUUCUACUGAGAUGAUUUUUAGUUGUCAAAAAAAAAAGAAAAACCUCCAUCCACCAUUGUUGCAUAGUGAAAUCAUGUAAGGCCAUCUGCUAUUAAUCCUUCUCUGGACGGGUGCCCCAGAGAAGCACGGGGCACCGACACAUUGAAAAGGCUCCAUUCCACCUGUUUUAUAAUGUACUACAGGGUAUAUGGUCAUAAGUACUUACUAUACAGAAAAAAAGUAAUGUUUAUAGAAUCUAUUUUAAAUAACAUGUAUGAUAUUCGUAGUUAGACGAUUCUUAAUUGUUCAAUUGAUAAGGCACUUUUCUUUACACCUUUGUUUAAUUUAAGACUUGUAUAUUUACCUAGUGAUGUGUUGCAUGUGCACAAGAAGAAAUACAAGUUGAAACCACAGCCGCGGAGGCUCGUCCCGGGAGCUGGAGAUGGUCGUGGGGCGGGCGGGCGGGCGGCUCGGCGUUGCGGCUUUGUUGGUCUUGAGAAGGCGGAUGGAUGAGAGAUAGGCCCACCUUAACCAAUUUAUUUAGCGCCUGCACAAUGAGAUGCAAGUGAGGCUCAGUUUUGGUUGAUUCUUGCUGGUUGUGUUCAAACUGUGACCUCUUGCUAAUAUUUUGCUUCUCAUGUAAGGUCACCAAAAUAUUAGGCAUACCUUUAAGUGUCCAUCUAUUGUUCUAUGCCACUGCAAAUUAGAAGCACAAUAAUUAGGAUAUUUUGAAAUUAUUAUUUUUCUAUUGGGGUCAAUCGAAACUGAGCAAAAAAAAAAUCUAUCAUACUUGCAGUUAUUAAUUUAGUGAGUUAAAGCAAAUUUAAUGAAUGAGAAUAUCAAAGCACAAAACUUUAUUUGAAUAAAUCUCGCCAAGUAUUUACAAUUUACAAUGAUCAAUUCCCCAACAUUCCCAGGAAAUCACAAUGCCCUAUCACUAGAGAUGCCCCUAAUAUUUUGUUCAGCGGGUAUUGAUUUGCAUCCCUCACCGCAAUCCAAUUGCCCCAUCUAGCGGAAGGCGGAGGUACAGCAAGUAACAAAACUGCCUCAUGACACUGAAAUAGAUUUUAUUUCUGUUUCUGGAGUGGCUUUAUCUGCCUUCUCAGGCCAACAACGCAGGGAAAAAAAAAACAAUGAAGGGAACGUGAAUAUUCAAAGCCUUGUCUGGUCGUAAAGCUUCUAUUUUUGUAACACGUUUUUUUUUUAUUUGGUGAAUGAACUCCAGAACGAGAGGAAGGGAGGGAUGUCAGAUAGCACUUAACUAUAUUCCUGCAAUAAUUAGACUAGCGCUUGUUUGUACAAUUAGGGAAGAGAAGCAUAAAACGCUAGGACAAGUGCUAUUUUCAGAAUGCUUUGUUGUUGUGCUUCUGUUUUUGUUGAGUGUGUCUUUCUUGUCGGUGUGGUCGUAAAGUGAUAGAACAAACACACACACACAGAAAACCUGAAUGUGCCAAACAGUACUCUGCUUUCUGGUCUGUUAUGUAGAAUGGACUCCUAAAACAUUCCAGCAAAUUCAGUAGCAACUUGGAGGAAGAACUUUAUUUUUAAAGGCGACAUUUCAAGAAAAAGAAAAAAAAAGUCCGUGAAAAAGAAUAAAAAGAUAUCCCUUUAGAACGUCACCAACCACGACAUUGAAUCCACUUUUGAUUUGCUGCUUGCACACCAUCAUUCCUUUGCCGUGCAAUGUGCACAAGGUGUAAACUACCGCCUUGUGCUGUCACCCCUCAGGGAAGAGUUUGUUUUUGCGCGUCUUUUUUAGUUUCCGUUUGAUUGUUGCAUUGUUGUGUUAGGGCUGAACGAAAAAAAAAAUAAGUGAUUCUCCCCUCCACCAUAUAUCGCAAUUUAUAAUACCAUUAUCAGAUUUAUUAGAAUAAAUGUUUUGCUAUGAUAGUUUCGGCUCAAAUAAAAUGUACAGUGAAUUAGUUUGAAAGACACUUUAUUUGUAUAUUUCAAUUAGCCCAGUUUGUGUUCAGGGAUGCUCCACCGCACAUAGUUGAGAUUAACAUGUGACAUCCAAAAAAAUGAAAUAUCACAAAACCAUCUCCAAGAAAAAUAAACAAAAUCACAAUUUUAUCAGUACUCAUAAACAACAAGAUCUGUUUUAGAUGAAGGUGUCAUCAGGGUCCCUCUUUGUUAGCAAAACCAAAUAUUCUUAUGCAAUACUUAAUCUGUUUGGGUUGUAAUAUUUAUGCUGUACCUAAGUAAUAAUCUCUGUUGUGAUGCACAAGCCCUGUACCACGAGUAAAACCUCAGUCUCCCAGCAGAACAAACUUUCCAGUCUGGAAAAAUGCUAGACAAUCCAGGAAGGAGAGGCCCGGCCGGCCGAGAGGAUGAGGUGUGUCCGCUCAGGGAGGAGACGGUUAUAGACGCUCACACACAAACACACACACACACACACGUGAAGAGCUGGAAUUUUCCUGAUAUUUAUUCUGUUUCCUUAAACUGUAGGAAUAUUGCUCAACAUGAAAAAAUUAAGAGUGUUUUGUAAUGUAUCCUACAGUAAAAAAAACAAACAAACAAGCAAUAUGGCCUUGUUGUGUAAUUACGGGUUUGACUGACAUGACUCCAAAACGUUUCCAAGUAAUAAAUCCGCCGUAGCUUGCGGCGACCAGACGCACGAGUCUCCAACAACUAUAAAGAUGUACAGUGGCGUCUUUCUGUACAGUCACACUUCAUGAAGCGAGGGAUUGAUGUGUGCUAAGUGUGCUAUUCAAUCAGUGUAUAGUUUAACGGGUCCUCCUGUCUCUGCUCUGUUGUCUCUUUGUAAAAAAAAAAAAAAAAAAAAGCAAUAGUUUGUGCGUACGUUUGUGUGUGUUUUGUUGUCAGUGUGAUUAAAUAAAUGAGAAAAAAAAAACCCAGACAAGGCUUUAAUAAUUACAAAGGAACAGGGUGAUGUGAAUGAAAAGGUCUUGAUAUAUAAAUCUUUUUUUUUUUUUCCUCUCUUUUGGAAAUGCUGAGCUCGAUCCAUCCUCAGUAGGUAGCAGUUUCAAAGUGUGACAUAACGUCUUCAACAAUGCAACUGGACUCACCAAGCCUGUUGGAAUACGCUUAUUGACAAUUGUAUUUAUAUAUAUUUUUUAUUUUUAUUCAAUUUUGGCUGGAAGAACUUGCAUUGUUUAUAGCCCUAUAAUGAAUUCCCUAUCAAGCACGACACUGACUGACAAAGUGAGCGUUCCUGCCGACAAAUUGUGAAAAUGUUAUGUCACGCUUCAAGGUUGGCCGUCAUGUUUUUAACAAAAAAAAAAGGUGUCAUUUUCCAAAGCACAGCUGAUAAGGUUUCAAAGUAGGAAUAUAGUUUAAAAGAAAAAAAAAUGAAAAGCAACUUUUAGCCAUAAUUGAAUGUCAAGCAAUAAUAUAUGUCUUUGUGUAUAAUUUUGGAUUUUUCUUUCCUUUCUGUGCAUAUUAGUCUUUUGAGCAUCUGCAUGUAAAUACACCUCUUAUUUAUCAUGUUUGGGUUGUAUUUUAUUUUUAUUUGGUUUAAUUUGCACAUCUGGAGUUUUAACCAGGUGGAGAACCAAGAACUUGACAUGGCCUGUAAAGUUGAUUCUCUCACUAUUGCUCGCUCUCAUCCUCUGCUGUUCACUCACCAUAUUUAAUAAUAUUGAUCAUGUGUAUAAAGGUAGCUUCUGUCUGUAUAGGUAAGAGGAAAAAAAAAAAACUGCUACUAAGGCCUACCCGAUGAGAAUAUUUAUGUGCUAAUCAGCUCCACCAUAUUGUAUGGAUAAUUCUAGUUUGCUUCUUUCAUUUAGUAUUAGUCUUAGGGUGUGCUGAUUUAUUUUGUGUGGUGCUAGGUACGUUUGUGAACAAAUGAUUAAUUACUAAGCCUGGCCACCCUAUUAGUUGAUUCAUUUCACUGCAUACAGUAUUAAUCUUAAUAUUAGGACUCGGUUAAUGAUAAUGAAAGCGAUAAAAGUUACCCAGCCAGUACCUGUAUCAGUGUGCUCGUCUUGGGGUUAUAAGGGGGACAGUCUAAAAUGUUUCACGUCUAAAAAAAAAAAAAAAGAACUUAAUGGCUGACACCAUUGAUUGAUAAAAGCACAUGAUGACAGACAUUUGCGAUCAUCACCAAAAUGUAAUCAACCUAUGCCAAUUUUAACUGCUGCAAAUAUUUGAAUGGUCAGUCCAAUAUUUGGGAUUUUCUGGACAUUAAAUCCCACCUAAUGAGGAAAACGCUUAACGUUCAUGACUUCCCAAAUAUUUAGACGAUCAUUCUAAUCAUUUCAGAUGUUGAAGUGAGCAUAAGUCCACAUCGCCAUUUUAAUUUUAGUAACAAGUUAUCAGGGUUUUU
This is a messenger RNA of Syngnathus acus (greater pipefish), 6633 nucleotides long. It is a transcript of the gene roraa, whose product is annotated as RAR-related orphan receptor A, paralog a. The record is from RefSeq and is a predicted model, not a curated record. Gene Ontology annotation, molecular function: RNA polymerase II cis-regulatory region sequence-specific DNA binding; nuclear receptor activity; zinc ion binding. Bases 183 to 1742 code for a protein of 519 amino acids. The transcript has 11 exons. Gene Ontology annotation, cellular component: nucleus. Gene Ontology annotation, biological process: regulation of transcription by RNA polymerase II. Lineage: Eukaryota; Metazoa; Chordata; Actinopteri; Syngnathiformes; Syngnathidae.